This is a messenger RNA of Malassezia globosa CBS 7966, 333 nucleotides long. RefSeq lists its product as uncharacterized. Gene Ontology annotation, cellular component: cytoplasm. Lineage: Eukaryota; Fungi; Basidiomycota; Malasseziomycetes; Malasseziales; Malasseziaceae. Bases 1 to 333 code for a protein of 110 amino acids. Gene Ontology annotation, molecular function: protein-disulfide reductase activity. The transcript has a single exon. The record is from RefSeq and is a predicted model, not a curated record.
AUGCGCCGUGCCGCUGUGUGUGCAGUGCGUUCUAUGCGCACGUUUUCGACAUCGGUCAUUAGGCGACGGAUCGAAGAGAAUAUCACUGGGGACCGUCUUGCUCAGCUUCUACAAGAGCAAGGCACGAAGCCCUUGCUUGUUGACUUUGUCGCUGAAUGGUGUGGACCAUGCAAGAUGCUAAGCCCCAUGCUUCAUAAGCUUGCAAGCACGCCAAGCCUGGUUGGUGGAAAGGAGCUUGAUCUUGUCACCAUUGACGUCGACCAGCAAAUGGAGGCCGCUCAAAAAUACGGCGUACGUUUCUCCCAUUCCCCCCCCCCCUUCUCGUCUAGCUAG